AGAUGGUUAAGGAAAGGUGUCAGAAAAAGUCCUUUCAAGACAGUCUUGAAGACAUUAAGAAGCGAAUGAAAGAGAAAAGGAAUAAAAACUUGGCAGAGAUUGGCAAACGCAAGUCCUUUAUUGUCGCACCAUGCCAAGUACCCACUAACACUUCUACACUGCUGAAAACUUACCAAGAUAACAACAGGUUUUUAGUUUUGGCUUUGGAAAAUGAAAAAUCCAAAGUGAGAGAAGCCCAAGAUAUCAUCCUACAGCUGAGAAGAGAAUGUUAUUACCUUGCAUGUCAGUUAUAUACAGUCAAAAAGAAGCUAACUUCCCAACAAAGUGGAGAAACUGACCAGAACCAGAAAGGAUAUCUCUCAGAAGUGGUCUCCUGUAGUGACAAUACCAUCGGUGAAUUGUCUAUGAAGACCUUACAGCAAACUGCUUUUAAAGACUGGCCAUUCCAAACCAAAGAACCAAGUCCUGUUCCUCCAGACACACCGGGGAGUGAUUUAGAUUCAGGUAAAGUCAAGUCUACUGAUGAUGUCUUACCUAGGACUGUUUCUUUCCGUUGCCACUUAAAGAAAAUUUUUAGCAAUGUAAGUCACUCCACUGCUUUGGAGAACUGUGAAGCCAGUCAUCAAGUGGGGCAGUCUUUGGAAGUUAGAAGUGGGUAUAGAGACCCAACUAUAACUCUGCACAGACUUGAAAAUGUAGAACAAAAUGGUUGUCUGUGGAACAAGGACCAAGUUAACUUAUCCCCUAGAUUGACUUACCCAGGAAAGAAUGCUAAAACAAACGAAGUCAUUUUACCAUCUAAACCGGAACAAAUGAAAAGCAAGCAUAAACAUGCACAAAAAAGAAGAGCAGAGCACAGAAGAGCCAACCAGAGAUGCAAAUCAAAACUCUCACUGAGGUGUAAGGGCAGCAAAGGCAAAGAUGAGAACACUGCACACCCCACAAAGUUGAGUGGGUCUGCCGGCGCCAGUGAUGCAUAUGAUUUUAAUCUGGAAGAGUGUGUGCACCUCACCCCUUUCCAACAAAAAGUGAGCAGUGGCUCCAGUGAAGAGAUCAACAACAGUGAGUGGGAAGGGAGUGCUUUUGAACUGAGUUCCUCUGAGCAUGAAUGUGAUGACUCCUACCUUCCUCCUUACAAGCACUUGGAAGACAAUACACAAGAUUCAGGCACAGCAGUUACCAGACCUCGGCCUAAAAGAGGAAUCAAGAACAGGGAUGAAAAAGAUGCUGAGAAGGCUCUGCCAACCAGAACUCCUACCGAUAUUCCACCUAAGAAUCAAAAGUCACCUGGUUGUAGCCUAAAGGAUGUCACCAAUAUCCUGAUGUGUCCUGUAGUGAGAAUUAAGAAACAUUCUCUGUCUCCGAGAAAGAAUGAAGACUGCCCAGCAGUGCCUCUGCCUAAGCGCAGGUGCACCACCAACAUGAGCUAUAAAGAGCCUACACUAGCUUCGAAACUAAGAAGAGGGGACCCUUUCACAGACUUGUGUUUCUUGAAUUCUCCUAUUUUUAAGCAGAAAAAGGAGAUUAGACGUCGUAAAAGAAGUACAAAGCUAACACAGUAACUCCUUUUGUUGGAUGCUGUCAAAUGUGAUCCUUCUCUUUUGCUUAAUAGUCUUUGAGACACUAUGUAAUGGGUAGAACCAACCCUUAUUGGAAUGUCCCUUGAACCUAUUCUUUGUAAUUGUGUGGAUUGCCACCAACAUCUAAAAUUUCCCUGGCAUCUUUACUUUUUCCUUAAGCAGGAGAAUGUAGAUCAUAAAUCCUUGAUAUCACAGUAAGAUGUAAGUUGCUGAUAGUCCCUUAAUCUAAUAUCAUUUUGAUUCUUUGGAUAAAAUAUAUAGAGAAUCAUGAUUAAGAGAA
Messenger RNA from Phodopus roborovskii (desert hamster), 1860 nucleotides. RefSeq names its product shugoshin 1 (gene Sgo1). The record is from RefSeq and is a predicted model, not a curated record. The transcript is spliced from 7 exons. Bases 3 to 1562 code for a protein of 519 amino acids. Gene Ontology annotation, cellular component: nucleus; chromosome, centromeric region. Gene Ontology annotation, biological process: meiotic chromosome segregation. NCBI's taxonomy places the organism in Eukaryota, Metazoa, Chordata, Mammalia, Rodentia, Cricetidae.